Molecule: messenger RNA, 758 nt
Organism: Megalobrama amblycephala (Wuchang bream)
Lineage: Eukaryota; Metazoa; Chordata; Actinopteri; Cypriniformes; Xenocyprididae
Gene: tmem107
Product: transmembrane protein 107
Exons: 6
Coding region: 134-541 (135 amino acids)
Biological process (GO): non-motile cilium assembly; protein localization to ciliary transition zone
Cellular component (GO): MKS complex
Source: RefSeq, a predicted model, not a curated record
GCGCCUCCGCGCCGGCAGGUGGCGAUAUGAGCGCAGCGCUGCUCGAGGCGGAGACCGUUGCUGUAGUAACGCUGACGUGCGCGUCUGUGGCUGAACCGCUGAACAUGUCCAGGUGUGUUUGUGUGAAGGCGGGAUGUCUGCGGUAAAGAGCCUCGUGCCCGCGCGCUUCCUCACGCUCGCCGCGCACCUGGUCAUCAUCAUCACCAUCUUCUGGUCCCGCGAGAAUAACAUCCGGUCAUGCCUGCCACUGGAUUUCACUGAAGAACAAUUCAGAGCAGAAGAUACACGGCUGGUGGUGGCUCUGUCUGUGACUCUGGCUCUGUUUGUCAUUGAACUGGCUGGAUUUCUCUCGGGAGGCUCCAUGUUCAACAGUAAUCAGGCCGUCCUGUCUCUGGUCGCUCACUCCAGCGCCAGUGUCAGUCUGUCCUUCUUUGUUUUCCAGCAGUGGCCCUGCUGGACCUACUGGAUCAUAUUCAGCCUCUGCAGUGUGUUUCCAGCGCUCUUCGAGUUCAUUCUGCUCAUUUCACUGAAGUCAGUAUGAAGGUUCUUCAGCCGAGGCUCUCGAGGACAUGAAGACCCGCAGAAGAAACACUGAUUACGCUUUUAGUGUGAGAGAUUGUCACAGAUAGAGAUGGUCCCGUGUUUUACAGAACGUAUCGCACGUCAACUCAGACUUCAGGAGGAGAAAUGUAGAGAUUUGUAGCUGAUUAUCUUUUCUCUGUGUUUUAUAAAGGAAUUAAACAUACAUUUCCACAGUG